UGUAUGAUCUCAGGAAAGAUUGAAAAGCUUGACGAUGGCCAAAUUUAUUGAACGCAUCAGAAAUGUAAUCCCGGGACUGCGCCGCAGGGACAGCAAUGUCCCUCAUCAAGGGGACGUGGCUGUGGAUAUGGGAGAGGCUGAUUUUGGCAAGAAGGAAAACCAAAAGAUGUCAAUCUACAAUCCCCUCGAUCCCGUGCCAAAAUAUGACUUUUACGCCAAAGACACGUGGGCAGGACGUAUUAAAAAGAACAGACCUUCAUUGGAUGUUCUGCGCAACCCACCGGAUGAUAUUACUACAACACCAGAUGAAGAAGAUGGACGGCCCAAAGUCAAGCUGGUCCGCUUUGGGUGGGUUCUAGGAGUCUGGAUUCGCUGCAUGUUGAACAUCUGGGGAGUCAUCAUGUACCUGCGGCUGCCGUGGGUCACAUCUCAAGCUGGACUUGUUCUGACAUUCGUCAUCAUCUUCAUGUCUGUCACCAUCACGACGAUCACGGCGACGUCUGUGUCUGCAAUCUCCACCAAUGGGAAAGUCUACUCCGGUGGUACAUACUUCAUGAUCUCUCGGAGUCUGGGUCCGGAGCUUGGAGCGCCCAUCGGUUUGCUCUUUGCGUUCGCCUGUUCUAUCGCCUGUGCUCUUCACACAGUAGGCUUUUCGGAAACUGUCAGAGAUAUGCUUAAAGACUUUAAAUCUCAGAUGGUGGAUGAUGUGAAUGACGUGCGGAUCAUUGGGGCGAUUACUGUCACCAUCUGCCUCCUCAUCACAUUCGCUGGCAUGGCAUGGGAGGCCAAGGCUCAGAUCUUGUUCUUCAUCGCCAUUAUACUCUCAUUGCUAAAUUAUUUUGUGGGCACGGUCAUUCCCCCCACCCAAGAGAAGGAGGCAGUGGGAUUUUUUGGCUACCACUCUGAUAUUUUCGUAUCAAAUCUGCUGCCUUCCUUCCGAGGUCCAAGUGGAAAUUUCUUAGUGGUUUUUGCAAUCUUCUUCCCUGCUUGCACAGGAAUUCUCUCUGGUGUGAACAUCUGUGGAGACCUCAAGGAUCCAACAGGUGGGAUUCCUAAAGGGACCCUACUGUCAAUUUUAUGCACCACCCUGAGCUAUUUGCUGAUCGCUGCCACGUGUGCUGCCACUGUGGUAAGAGAUGCUUCUGGGAAUCGAAAUGAUAGUUUAGCCCUGUCAAAUUACACAACCCACUGCACCGGUCUGGGCUGUAAAUAUGGCUGGAAUUUUGACAGCUGUGAACAAUACCGAAACUGUACACAAGGACUGGCAAACAACCUCCGGAUUCUUACCGUUGUGUCAGGAUGGGGCAUUCUGAUCACGAUUGGGACCUUUGCUGCAACCUUGUCCUCAGCGCUGGGCUUCCUGGUGUCCGCACCCAAAGUUUUCCAGUUAUUGUGUAAGGACAAGAUUUACCCCUAUAUUGGCUUCUUCGGAAAAGGUUACGGGAAAAACAAGGAGCCUCUUCGUGCUUACGUUCUCACGUUUAUCAUUGCGAUGUGUUUCAUCCUCAUCGGUAAUUUGAACACAAUCGCUCCUCUGAUCUCCAACUUCUUCCUCGCCUCUUACGGCCUUAUUAACUUCAGCUGUUUCCAUGCCUCGAUCACCAAAUCACCUGGUUGGCGACCACAGUACCGGUACUAUUCUCCAUGGUCGUCUCUGUUUUGCUGUUGCUUGUCAUUCACCCUCAUGUUUUUGUUCACAUGGUGGGCUGCUCUUGUCACUUCCAGUGUCGUCAUCUUCCUCAUAGGUUAUAUCAACUAUAAAAAAACUUAUGUGAACUGGGGCUCGUCCUACCAAGCCGCUUUCUACAACAUGGCUUUGACCUUCUCGAUGAAUCUGACUACUGUGCCGGAUCACGUCAAAAACUUCAGGCCUCAGUGUCUCGUUCUGUCUGGACCUCCGAACACCCGUCCUGCUCUGGUGGACUUUGGGGACUUUACCAAAAAUGUCAGCCUGAUGAUCUGUGGGAACAUAACCAUAGAGGGCGAGCGGUCUGAUUUUCCUGAACACAGUUCUGAUUUGGUGGUAGAAUGGCUGAAUAAGAGGAAAGUUCGAUCUUUCUACACAACUUUCGCUGCUGAAAGUCUGCAGGAUGGCGCCCACAAUCUCAUGCUGGCUUCUGGUCUUGGGAAACUAAAGCCAAACACACUUGUUUUGGGAUACAAGACAAACUGGCAGGAAUGUAAACCAGAGAGUUUGCAGGACUACAUCAACACCAUUAACGAUGCUUUUGAUUCAAACUACGGAGUCGCACUUUUGAGAAUGAUGGAUAAACUGGACGUUACUGAUGAUUUGUACGGUGCAGAAGAUGGCUCAUCUGCUAUUGAUAAUCCUGCCUUUGAGAGAGAUGAAGUGCCACAAUCCAGAAUUGACACCAUUGAUCGGGAUUCAGAUAACUCUGAUGAAGAAUCAAGCGAUCAAAUCAGAACAGUGUUUCAGGCCAAACAAGGCAAGAAGACUAUUGACAUCUACUGGAUCUCUGAUGAUGGAGGUCUGACUCUUCUAGUGCCAUAUUUGCUGACCAGAAGAAACCGCUGGAAAAAGAGCAAAAUCAGAGUGUUUAUCUUAGGAGAUCAAGAGACCAGGAAAGAAGACCGUGACGACAUGAAGAUGCUACUAAAGAGAUUCCGGCUGGAAAUUGAGGAAGUUAUUGUCAUAACAGAUGUGGAUAAACCUCCUCUAGCUAAAAAUGUGCAGCGAUUUGAGGACACCAUCACCCCCUUUAGGCUGAGUGAAGAACAGGCCAGAGGAGACCUGCAGGAGUUCAGGAGAUUCAAUCCGUGGGCAGUUUCCGACAAAGAUCUGGAGGCUGUUAGACCCAAGGUGGAGAGGACGGUGCGACUAAAUGAGAUCAUCAAGAAGAACUCCCUCUACGCUGCUCUGGUUGUAGUUUCUCUCCCAGUGCCUGAUCUUAACUGUCCCAGCUCUCUCUAUAUGGCCUGGAUGGAGGCGCUGAGUUUCGGUAUCAACUGUCCCGCCCUGCUCAUUCGUGGAAACCAGGAAAACGUCAUGACCUUCUACUGCCAGUAAAACUCAUCAUCAAACAUUUAUAACCAUGUAAACUGCAGUCACAUUCAGCAACGAGAUGUAAAACUUCAUGGGAAUCAGACCUGAUGAACUGAAAUGAGCUGCUUAAUUCUCUUGUACAAUGAUUGUAUUACUUCAGAUGUAUAUUUAUUAGCAUGUAUGUAUAAUCUUUGAGGAUGAUACAAGUCAAUAAGAUGGAGUUAUACUGGUGGAGGGAAGCACUUUAUCUCUUAUCUUGGGACCUUAAUUUCAAAGCAUAAAAUAUUAUAAAUAAAAGAGACAUUUUGA
Molecule: messenger RNA, 3313 nt
Organism: Danio aesculapii
Lineage: Eukaryota; Metazoa; Chordata; Actinopteri; Cypriniformes; Danionidae
Gene: slc12a10.2
Product: solute carrier family 12 member 10, tandem duplicate 2
Biological process (GO): chloride ion homeostasis; sodium ion transmembrane transport; potassium ion import across plasma membrane
Cellular component (GO): membrane
Molecular function (GO): sodium:potassium:chloride symporter activity
Source: RefSeq, a predicted model, not a curated record